This is a messenger RNA of Ictalurus furcatus (blue catfish), 2613 nucleotides long. RefSeq names its product ubiquitin carboxyl-terminal hydrolase 15-like. The record is from RefSeq and is a predicted model, not a curated record. NCBI's taxonomy places the organism in Eukaryota, Metazoa, Chordata, Actinopteri, Siluriformes, Ictaluridae. The transcript has 3 exons. Gene Ontology annotation, molecular function: cysteine-type deubiquitinase activity. Bases 68 to 1060 code for a protein of 330 amino acids.
AAAUAUAGAUAAGGAAAAAGAUGACAGCGGCGAAAUCUUCAGGUCUCUCCUGAGCUCCGUUGAGAGAAUGCAGGCUGAUCUGCUUAUGGUGUUUGAGGAGAAACAGAAAGGCAUAGAAAGGCAAGCCGGAGGGUUUGUUAAAGCACUAGAACAGGAAAUUGCUGCGUUGAAAAGAAGUGACACUGAGCUGGAGAAACUCUUACACUGUGAAGACCACCUCCACUUCCUCCAGGCUUACUUAACAUUAUCCACCCCUAUGUCCAUCAUGAACUGGGAUCAAAUUCAAAUUAACAGCAGAUUGAGUGUCGAGGAUGUGAUGAGAGAGUUGCUUCACCUUCAGCAAUCUGUCAGCAAUACCACUGAGAUGAUGUCUGGGCUGAUAAACCUGGAUUAUCAAAAAGAAGAGAUAAAAACGCUGUUGAAAACUAAGUUACAGAAAGGUGACACAUGGUACCUAGUAGACAGUGGUUGGUUCACGAAGUGGAAGAAAUAUGUGGGAUUUGAGAUCUGGGACUGGAUUUGCAAGGGACACGAGACGUUUUACCCUGGACCAGUGGACAAUUCAGGCCUCCUAACAGAUUCACUCUGUAUGAAGGAGAAUCUAAUUGAAGAGCUGCACUACAUCCUUCUGCCUAAAGAGGCAUGGGGUAAACUAAUCAGCUGGUAUGGACUGACCGAGCACCAGAAGCCUAUUGCACAGAAAGUGGUUGAGCAAGGCGUUUUUGUGAAGCACUGUAAAGCGGAGGUCUAUCUCACUGAACUGAGAUUAUGUGAAUUCAGCAAUAUGGACCAAAGUAUAAGUCAUCACUUCAGCAAAACAGACACAGUAGCCUGUAUUGAAAAGGAAAUGCACAUAAUCUUCAAUAUUCCUGAUGGGAAGGAGACCAGGUUGUGGAGAAAGUACAUGCAUAAUGCAUUUGAGUGUCUGGGCCAGCCUGGUAGCAGCAUUGAGGCUGCCGGUUUCUUCCAAGGACAGGUUGUAGUUAUAGAACAGAGAAAUGAAGAUGGAACAUGGCCGCGAGGCACAGUUAGACCAACUCUCCCCAAAAAAAAACUCUAACAAGUACUACCUGAGUGGAGCAUUAUGGUAGUUAAAAGGUACUAAACUCUGUUUAUUGUUCAUUUUAUUUUAUUUUUUAUUUUGUUUAGCGUUUAUGGUCUUUGCACUAUAGUGGAUAUAUUCUAUAUCUGAUAUAAAUAUCAUUAAGCAAGUAGGAAUAGAAACAUGUUUAUUGUAUUAGUUUUGCUCCAAAGACAUCUGAUAUAAUCAAAGUGAGACAAUCGUGGGCAUCUUUGAGUUAAUGUUUACAGAAGAGGGCAAUUAGUAUGUGCUAGAUACACCCUCCAUAGAUAGCAGCGGUCAUGUGAUUCAGAGAGCUACCCGGAUCGGAAUUAGCAAAUGACCAAAUUGGGAGAAAUUGAGAUUAAAAUAAUAAUAAUAAUAAUAAUAAUAAUACAAACUAAACUGAUGGAACAGAUGCCUUCAGAGUGACUAGGUGGAAAUUUGUAGAACGUUAUUUUCUUUUCUUUUCUUUUCUUUUUUUCUAGCAUUAACAAGCAUUAAAGAAUGAGGGAUCAUAAUUGGAUUUUGGUUUUUUUACUUAGUACUGCCCUGAAUAAACUAUUUCACAUAACAGAUGUGUUGUUACCUGGAUGAUCAGUGACUGUGUUUUGUUUGGUGAUGGUUGUUCACGAGUCCCUUGUUUGUCCUGAGCAGUUAAACUGCCCACUGUUCUUCAGAGAAAUCCUCCAGGUCCUGCACAUUCUUUACUUUUACAGCUUCUUCUGCAUAUUUGAUCCCAGCAGUGACUAUAUGAUGUUGAAAUCCAUUGUUUCACACUAAGGACAAUUGAGGGACGCCUACAUUUAUAUUCUUAACUAUUAUAAAAGUUGCAAACAUUCACCGAUGCUCAAGAAGGCAACACACUACGUUAAGAGCCAGGGGGAUGUAAACUUUUGAACAAGAUAUUUACAUGUUUCCCAGAAGACAAAAUAAUAACAAUUUACAUCAUCAUCAUGUUUUCAUCACAAGUUUUAUGUAUAAUGUUUCUUUCUUGAGAAUCAGUGACUGUUUUGUAAUAGUUGUGUACGAGUCCCUCAGUUGUCCUCGGUGUGAAAAUAUGGAUGUCAAAAUCAUAUAGCCGCUAUAUGCAGAAGAUGCUGGAAACGCAAAGAAUGUGCAGGACCUGGAGGAUUUUUCUGAAGAACAGUGGGCGGUUUAACUGCUCAGGACAAACGAAGGACACAUGAACAACUCUCACAAAACAUAAAAGCAGUCGUUGAUCAUCCAGCUAACAACACACAGUAUUAAGAAUCAGGGGUAUGUAAACUUUUGAACUGGUUCAUUUGUGUAAAUUUGAUGUGAAAUAGCUUACUCAGGGCAGUACUAAAUGUAUUUAUUUUCUUUAAAGCAAUUUUUAUAAUCUCUCUUUAAAAAAUGAUUAACAUUUACCAUUCUGCAAGGUGUAUGUAAACUUGUGUAUCAAACAGGUUAUGACUGUAUAUGGAGACAGUGUACAGUAUGUAUCACUCUGUUCAGAAUAAAUAUGAGGUGCUGCCACAAGCAUUACCUAGAGACGAGUCUCUUUGCAAAAGCAAUAACACUCCAUGCCG